UCUCAAUUCUUGGUGGAGCCAGGAGGGGGAACAGCAAAACUGCUGCCUUGGGCUUCCAGAAGGCGGACUUGGAAUAGUUCAGAAGACUAGCAGGGGGAGUCCCCUGGGUUUCUGUGAUUCCGUAAUUCCCAUAUGCAGGAGCUUUCCAGUUGUCCAAGAUCCACAGCUAUGGGCUGUGAAGCAGCUGUGGAGAUGCCCCCAAUGCACUGUUGGACAGAAACGUAUCUAACAGCAAGAGCCAGAAUCCUUCAGCAGAGAGGGCCAGCAGUAAGACCUGGUCAAUCUCUGUCUUGCUCUAGCCUUGAAAGUUACUGCUGCAGCAGGAAUACUGUGGGAGAAAUAUCACAGGGAUGGAGCCCCUACUAUUUUAGUAGGUUUCUAACAUUUGGCAGGGAUGUGAAGAAGUCUCCCAUCUUUGUUUCCCAGAGCUGGGUAUACUGCUGCAAAGACACAUUCUCUAGAGUGCAGGGAUCCCUGGGAUCCCUUGUUGUCACAGUCUCUACUUUGUAAAUCUGGCAUUACAACAUACACUUAGCAUGAACUGCAUUUUGGUAGAUGAUCAUUUUAAUGCAAACUGUGUCAGUAUAAUUGUAGCAAUAGCUGGACAUCUUACAGCAAGACACCUAUGUACUGAGGUUGUACAUAAAAGCUGCACAUGAUCCUCACUCAAAACUUCCCCUGAAAUCUGCUAAGCCAACAGUCAGAAACCAGGCAGAUGACCACAGCAUGAGAUCAAGGCCUUCUGCCAUGAAACAACUGUAUCUGAAUUUCAGCUCAUUCUUCUGUUAUUCUGGCUUCUUUUCUCUGUAGCAGAGAAAAUAAGAUUGUAAAAGCGCACACUUUCUAAACGUUUAAAUAUAUGUUCAAUCCAAACUCAUAACACAGGGCAGCGUUCCUGCAGGGUGAGUGUUAGCCAUAAAGCUUACACUCAUGGGUACUUUUCUAGUUUCUUGGGCAGCUCACUGAUGUUUCAUGUUUUACAUCUGUGGCACAGGUAGAUCGAAGGAUUCAAAUAGAGAAUACAUGCCAUACUUAUUGUAUAUCUUUUUUGUAAAUGGGGAACAUUUUGAGUUUUAAUAAAACAGAGAAAUCAGCACAGAUGGCCAUUUUUCAGUUGGUAUAAAUAUUAACCUAAUCUAUAAAUAUUAAUCCAAUGCUUUCUUUUAUUUCUUUUUUUCUAAAUCCACACACAUUUAGCAGUAACAUCUCUGCUGCUUUGCAGUCAAGCCCUGAUGGCUGUACAUGAGCUUUCAGGGAUAGGGAUGGCCUUUCUGUGUUGUGUUAAAUUCCUGGUUCAGUCAUCUCCUGCUAUAACUGAGCUCCUCAGAUGCCAACACAGCAUGAGACAAAAAUAAAAGCUUCUGAGCACAUUCAACUUUGCUACAGCCACUGCCGAGUUGCGUGCUAUUAGACUCAUUGCAUUGUGCCUUACAUUUAAAAUGUACUUCUGGUCUGCUUAAAUAUGUUAAGAAUUAUCCUGAGGGACCAUAGUAAAAUGUAGUCAUGUUUAUUUGUAAUUGCUACAAAAUGGUUUACAAAAUUGUUAGUGUCUUUUAUUAUGCCUGCUACUGAAGCACUUGCCUGUUAAUUAGAGAAAUUUCAGCUGUCAUAGUUGGCAAUUAUAGCUUCUGUAUCACUGUCUGUUAUGAAUAGUCAAUGAGAGCUGAUUAAUAUGCAUGAGUAGCAGUAUAUAGCGCGCUUUGGAGCCCAGUACGGCAGCCAGAGUGAAGCAGCAGAGGGAGUGUUGUGUACUGCCAGGGAGAGCUGUAAAGAAAAGAGCAGGGUUGCUCUGCAGCGUUCUGUGCGAUACCACUGUGAAGUGCUCCAGGUCAGCCGACCCACCUGGGUGUUUCAAAGGAUACCUGCAUGCAUGCUUGUUAACACAGAUCUCUGUGGCUGCACUGCUGAAUAAGGAAGAUAUUUUCUGCCACUUGUUUAAACAUGGGAUGCAGUUUGUGCACUCUACAGAAGCAAGAAGAACAGUACAAAUUACUGUAUGAAGUUUGUCAGGUCAAUGGGAAGGAUUUAUCUAAAGCAACGCAUGAGCAGGCAGUGGAAGCAUUCAAAACAGCCAAGGAGCCCAUCGUGGUGCAGGUCCUGAGGAGGACUCCACGCACCAAGAUUUUCACUGCUCCUGAGUCUCAGCUGGUGGAUGUGGGCACUCAGACAGAUAUCACUUUUGAACACAUCAUGGCUCUAAGCAAGAUGGGCUCGCCUACCCCACCCGUCUCAGUGCUGGACCCAUACCUCCUACCCGAAGAUCAUCCAUCAGUACAUGAAUACUAUGACCCAAAUGACUACAUGGGAGGAAUCCAUCAAGAAAUGGACCGAGAUGAGUUAGAAUUGGAGGAAGUAGAUUUGCACCGAGUGAACAGCCAGGACAAGCUCGGUCUUACAGUGUGUUACAGAACGGAUGAUGAGGAUGACACUGGUAUUUAUGUGAGCGAGAUCGAUCCCAACAGUAUUGCUGCAAAAGAUGGUCGACUCCGAGAGGGGGAUCGCAUUAUUCAAAUCAAUGGCAUAGAGGUACAGAACCGAGAAGAAGCCGUAGCACUUCUCAGCAGUGAAGAGAGCAAGAAUAUCUCCUUACUUGUUGCAAGACCAGAAAUUCAGCUGGAUGAAGGAUGGAUGGACGAUGACAGAAAUGAUUUUCUGGAUGACUUGCACAUGGACAUGUUAGAGGAGCAGCACCACCAGGCAAUGCAAUUUACUGCCAGCAUGCUUCAGCAGAAGAAGCACGAGGAAGAUGGUGGUACCACUGACACAGCCACUAUUUUAUCUAACCAGCACGAGAAGGACAGUGGCGUAGGGCGCACAGACGACAGCACUCGGAACGAUGAGAGCUCUGAGCAAGAAAACAAUGCAGAUGAUCACACCACUUCCUCUAACACUUUAGGGAGCCAGAAGAAGCUGACAUACAGUCAUGACACCCUUGGAAGUGGCGAUAUGCAGUUCAGCAACGAGUCAUUUAUCUCAGCCGACUGCACAGAUGUCGACUUCCUUGGCAUCCCUGUAGAUGAAUGUGAGCGAUUCCGGGAACUGCUGGAACUCAAAUGUCAGGUGAAGUCUGCCAACCCUUACAGCCUGUAUUACCAUACCAGCACUCUGGAUAUGAGCAAAAGUGACCAAGAAAGUGUUGACAAAGAGCUGGAGAUGCUGAAUGAGGAGCUGCGCAAUAUUGAGCUAGAGUGCCUGAACAUUGUGAGAGCUCAUAAAAUGCAGCAGCUGAAGGAUCAGUACCGAGAGCCCUGGAUGCUGCAUAACAGUGGAUUCCGCAACUACAACACAAGCAUCGAUGUUCGCAGGCAUGAGCUCUCAGACAUUACAGAGCUCCCAGAGAAGUCUGACAAGGAUAGCUCGAGUGCAUACAAUACGGGUGAAAGCUGCCGAAGCACUCCGCUCACACUCGAGAUUUCUCCUGACAACUCCUUGCGUAGAACUGCAGAAGGCAUCAACUGUCAAGGUAAUGAGGGAGCAGUGGCAUAUAAUGUCUCCCAAAAGAAUUUAUUUGCUGGCUCAGAAAGUCAUGAAUCCAGCACUGGUAAAUGCCAUUCAGCUGCAAAAGAUCCUGACACUAGCAAACAGAUGGAAUGCAAGGAGAGAAAAGCCAGUGAUGGAAGCAAAAGCCCUACUCAAGGUCAAAAAUCUUCUGGCUCCUAUGUCUCCCCAUACCACCACUCUCCAUAUAAGCAUGCUCAUAUUCCUGCUCAUGCACAGCACUAUCAGAGCUACAUGCAGCUGAUCCAACAGAAAUCAGCAGUGGAAUAUGCACAGAGCCAAAUGAGUCUGGUGAGUAUGUGCAAAGACUUUAGUGCAAGCCAGAAUGAGCCGAGGAUGGAGUGGAAAGUGAAGGUCAGAAGCGAUGGAACCCGCUACAUCACCAAGAGACCAGUCAGGGACAGGUUGCUGAGAGAACGAGCCAUAAAGAUUAAGGAAGAGCGCAGUGGGAUGACUACUGAUGAUGAUGCCAUAAGUGAAAUGAAGAUGGGCCGCUACUGGAGUAAGGAAGAGCGGAAGCAGCAUUUAGUGAAAGCAAAGGAGCAGAGGAAGAGACGUGAGUUUAUGAUGCAGAGCAGGCUGGAUUGUUUAAAGGAACAGCAAGGUGCAGAAGAAAAGAAAGAGAUGAAUAUCAUUGAACUGAGCCACAAAAAAAUGAUGAAGAAAAGAAAUAAAAAAAUAUUUGACAACUGGAUGACAAUCCAGGAACUGCUUACCCAUGGAACAAAGUCACCAGAUGGAACACGAGUGUACAAUUCCUUCCUGUCAGUGACUACUGUAUAAUCAUCAUUGCUAAAUUAUGUACAUAAAACACUACCAUUGGGGUAGAAAUCAAUGCCUCGUUCAAUGUGGCAAGAUUUUUGUAUAUAAGAUACAGUCAUCAAGUUUAUAGUUCAAAUACUGAACUCUACGACUGUGGGUGCCAGAAUCUCCAUUACAAAGUGGAGAGAAAGUUUGCCCACCCCAGCUCCUCCAGAGGCAAUAUUAGCAGUGCUUUUUGGGAUACUGAUUGUACUUUUUUACUUGUUACCUUUUACAUAAAGUGUUUAAAUACCAGAAAUGUAGUAACCAUACUUACACAGGUAAUUUGCUUAAACUAUAUUCAUAUAAAAAGGUACCCAUGCUCUUCUUUGUCUAAAAAGAUGCAAAACCCCACAAGAGCGACUGCACAUAGGUAUUUUUUGUGAAAUCAUAUUUUCUGAUACUAUUCUGCUGUUGGUCAUUUCUACACUGAGUGCUGUUUAUCUAUAUUUAGCUCAAGGUUUAAACUCAGAAUUAUUGAAUUCCUAAUAGAGCCAUUCUCUUGUAAUAUUUAACAUUUAUCAAACAGCAGUUUUUAUAGUUACCAUCAACACUUAAACAUUUUUCUUUCUAAGGUUUCUAAAAAAAGUAUAUAGGUUUCAUCUGAAAAGCCUGAAGCAAAGAGAAGUAUACUGCAGCUUUAAAGAUUUUAAAGCAUGUUUGCAAACGUUGCAACCUCUUGAAAAAAAUGUGCAUGUACAGCUGAUUUGUUUAUAUAAGACAGUUUGUGGAAUUUGAAAAGCCCAUGGUAGUUACCGUUUGCUUUAUAGAUUUGAACGUAUUGAAUUAUAAAAGCUGUUUCAUUAAAUCAUCACUAGCUGCAAAUGUUAACAACUAAAAUGAAGUAAAAUAAAUUAUUGUUUUAUAUUUCAAAUGAUUUUAAAUUUUUUUGACUCCUUUACGGUUGCGCCAUGCUGAGUGUUCUUCCCUACAGCAUAGCUCCCAUGUCUGGGCUGCCGGAGUCAAGCCUAACAGGAAGGACUGGAUCCUGACCUGGUGGAGAUCCAGCACUGAGGUUUUCUUAAGGGGGAGGGAAGAGGCAAGAGAGAAGUAGCAGGAACAUGAAGAGUAAAAUCAAACAGUGCAGAUGUUCUCCUCACAAGGCAUUUAGGAUGACCUGUAAGCAUGAAAAAAAUAGGACUUCCACUCUUCUGUUUUGUUUCAUGGUAUCUUAAUGGUAUAUGAAACUGACCU
This is a messenger RNA of Phasianus colchicus (ring-necked pheasant), 5493 nucleotides long. It is a transcript of the gene PDZRN3, whose product is annotated as PDZ domain containing ring finger 3. Gene Ontology annotation, cellular component: neuromuscular junction. Lineage: Eukaryota; Metazoa; Chordata; Aves; Galliformes; Phasianidae. The record is from RefSeq and is a predicted model, not a curated record. Gene Ontology annotation, molecular function: protein binding; ubiquitin protein ligase activity; zinc ion binding. Gene Ontology annotation, biological process: protein ubiquitination; neuromuscular junction development.